Messenger RNA from Melospiza georgiana, 2456 nucleotides. It is a transcript of the gene CDK8, whose product is annotated as cyclin dependent kinase 8. Gene Ontology annotation, cellular component: nucleus; mediator complex. The transcript has 13 exons. Gene Ontology annotation, biological process: protein phosphorylation. NCBI's taxonomy places the organism in Eukaryota, Metazoa, Chordata, Aves, Passeriformes, Passerellidae. The coding region runs from base 19 to 1413 and encodes 464 amino acids. The record is from RefSeq and is a predicted model, not a curated record. Gene Ontology annotation, molecular function: cyclin-dependent protein serine/threonine kinase activity; RNA polymerase II CTD heptapeptide repeat kinase activity; ATP binding.
UCGCGGCGGGCGCCCAAGAUGGACUAUGACUUCAAGGUGAAGCUGACCGGGGAGCGCGAGCGGGUGGAGGACCUCUUCGAGUACGAGGGCUGCAAGGUGGGCAGGGGCACCUACGGGCACGUCUACAAAGCCAAGCGCAAGGACGGGAAAGAUGAUAAAGAUUACGCUUUAAAACAGAUAGAAGGUACUGGAAUUUCCAUGUCUGCAUGCAGAGAAAUAGCAUUGCUGCGGGAGCUCAAGCAUCCAAAUGUCAUUUCUCUGCAAAAGGUGUUCCUUUCUCAUGCUGACAGGAAAGUGUGGCUUCUCUUUGACUAUGCUGAGCAUGACCUCUGGCAUAUAAUCAAGUUUCACAGGGCUUCUAAAGCAAACAAGAAACCAGUUCAGUUACCUCGGGGAAUGGUGAAGUCGCUGUUAUAUCAGAUCCUAGAUGGUAUUCACUACCUGCAUGCUAACUGGGUGUUACACAGGGAUUUGAAACCUGCUAAUAUUUUAGUUAUGGGUGAAGGUCCUGAGCGAGGAAGAGUAAAAAUUGCUGACAUGGGCUUUGCCCGAUUAUUUAAUUCACCUCUGAAGCCUUUAGCAGACUUGGAUCCAGUAGUUGUAACCUUCUGGUAUCGAGCUCCAGAGUUGCUUCUUGGAGCAAGGCAUUAUACCAAAGCUAUUGAUAUUUGGGCCAUAGGGUGUAUAUUUGCAGAGCUGCUAACAUCAGAGCCAAUAUUCCAUUGUCGACAAGAAGAUAUCAAAACUAGUAAUCCUUAUCACCAUGACCAGCUGGACAGAAUAUUCAAUGUAAUGGGAUUUCCUGCAGAUAAAGACUGGGAAGACAUAAAAAAGAUGCCAGAACAUUCAACCUUAAUGAAAGAUUUCCGGAGAAACACGUAUACCAACUGCAGCCUUAUCAAAUAUAUGGAAAAACACAAAGUUAAACCAGAUAGUAAGGCAUUCCACUUGCUUCAGAAAUUGCUCACUAUGGAUCCAAUAAAGAGAAUUACCUCAGAACAGGCUAUGCAGGAUCCUUACUUCUUGGAAGAUCCUCUUCCCACAUCCGAUGUUUUUGCAGGUUGUCAAAUCCCUUACCCAAAACGAGAAUUUUUAACAGAAGAAGAACCAGAUGAUAAAGGAGACAAAAAGAACCAGCAGCAGCAGCAGGGCAAUAACCAUACUAAUGGAACUGGUCAUCCAGGGAACCAAGACAACAGUCACACACAGGGACCCCCACUGAAAAAAGUGAGAGUUGUUCCUCCUACCACUACCUCAGGUGGACUUAUUAUGACCUCAGACUAUCAGCGUUCCAACCCCCAUGCUGCCUACCCCAACCCCGGACCAAGCACAUCGCAGCCCCAGAGCAGCAUGGGCUACUCAGCUACCUCCCAGCAGCCGCCGCAGUACUCGCACCAGACGCACCGGUACUGAGCCGCAGCCGGAGCCCGCCCUGGGCCGCAGAAUGUACUGUACAACCACACCUCCCACCGUCCCGCCACGGCGCCGGGCUCCCACCUUGUACCUGGUCUUGGGGUUAGACUUGAAAAGGAAGUGCUAGCACGGUUUGUGUUGUGGAUAUGCUACUUCUGUAGUUUACUUGACAUGGUUCAGACUGAGCGAUGCAUUUUUUUCAGUGACAGUCUGUAGCAGGUGAGGCUGUGAAAUGUGCUAGGGGCAAGCAUUUUUGUUGUCGUAUGUGGUGAAUUCUCUUGAUGUAACAACUUCAUCUGACCGGUAGUACGCGACAUCUUUGAACUGGUACUUGAAGCAUACAGUAUAUGUUACCAUGGCAAAAAAGCAAACUAACCGUAACUCUCAGACAGUUUUGAUAGACAUUUAUUUUUAGUGACUUUUGUGGGUUGGUUCAUUUUUCAGCUAGAUCGAUGUUUUAUGACCGACAUGAUUGCUACGAUGAGAUUUUUUUAAGAACAUGGAAGCGUUUGCAUUUUUUCCCAGCAAUUACAAGCGUCCCAAAGAUUUAUUUCCAACAUAAGUUUUUGUUUUUGUUUUGAAAUCUAUGACUUGACUGGUAUUAAAGCUGCUAUUUGAUAGUUAAAUAAGUAUGUUGUCAUUGAUAUAAACAUGUUUGGUUCAGCAAACAAACUAAAAUGAUUGUCAUAGACAGUGUUUUAUUUUUUUCCUGUUGGUGUUAAUGAUUUGUGAGCAUGCUUUGGGAUUAAAAAAGCAUGAAUGAUAUUUCCUAAAAAGGUGCGGCAUCCAUUCAGAUAUUUUGUCAUGAUUUUUGAGAACCAGCUUGGUGUAGUGGGUUUUAAAUUUUGUUCAGUUUGUUUGUUUUUUUUUUUUUUAAUGUUCACACGUUGUUUAGGGGUGCCAUUCCUACUGCAGAGGAACAAGAUGUUAGGAGAGCCUUAGAAUUUAUGAGGAAAAACUUACAUACAAUGUACUGUAUCAAACUAUUUUACAUGAAUGACACAAGUAUUCUGAGUAAAAAAAAAAAAUCAAACAUUGUUAAA